Malassezia restricta is the source of this 2862-nucleotide messenger RNA. Its product is annotated as oligopeptide transporter. The coding region runs from base 1 to 2862 and encodes 953 amino acids. Gene Ontology annotation, molecular function: oligopeptide transmembrane transporter activity. The record is from RefSeq and is a predicted model, not a curated record. Gene Ontology annotation, biological process: transmembrane transport. The transcript has 2 exons. Lineage: Eukaryota; Fungi; Basidiomycota; Malasseziomycetes; Malasseziales; Malasseziaceae.
AUGGACCGCAGGCGGUCAGAACAUGGCUACUCUAGUACCCUAGAUAUUCCUACAAAACAGAUUCCACGGCAUAGAAGCUUUCCGGCUUUUGGCGCAGAAGACGACGUCCGUAUACCACAGUGGUCAAUUCCAAGUACAGAAGGUUUUAUCGACUCGCAACUUGAUUACGCGGACGGUUACGCCGAAUCUGAUGAUGACGAUGAUGAUGUGUUUGCAUUUACUGAAACUGGACCGCGUCGUGAUGCGUCUGUGUAUCCGACCAUACAUCCUCAUCGCGCACAAGCAGAAGAUGUACCAGAGGAUGAACUAGAUGAAGAAGACCCGAUGCUCUCGAAUCAUUCUAGUGAAAUGAAUUUUUACGUGAACGGUGUACACGAGAGAAAAAAGCCUUUCCAUGGAUCAAUCCCAAGUUCAGACAGACCACAUGCAUCUUCCAAAGAUCGUUCUGAUGUACUGAUGCAUGCAAAGACUUCAUCCGAUGGGCCUAGUCUAUUUCCGACUGGAUAUUAUAAUGGUCCAGCUAAUUUUAGCUCAUUUUACAAGCGGAAUGAUCAGUCGCUUACAUCGCAGAAGCUCCACGAACCAUCUCAGGCAUACAUGGAGAAACAGCCAUACAACAAUGAGCUUGAAAUGAGGCUGCUAAAUGAUAUUGGAAAUGACGACGCAGGCCAAAUCGAGGCAGGUAUGCAUGAAGGCGAAGAUAUCGAAGAAGAUUCGCCUUACCCCGAAGUUCGUGCGUCCGUCUCGAAUAUUGAUGACCCAUCCAUGCCAGUUACCACAUUCCGUGUCUUGUUCCUUUCUUUUUUUUUGUGUGUACUCGCAGGAGCUGCAAAUACCUACCUCAUGCUUCGAUACCCAGCUCCAACAGUUACUCCCAUUUUGGUGACUAUUUUGGCAUACCCUUUUGGUAAAUUUAUGGCUGCAGUAUUGCCUACUCGAGAGUAUCAUUUGCCUAAAAUUCUUGGUGGCUUUUCUUUCUCGUUAAACCCUGGUGCUUUCAACAUCAAAGAGCAUGCCGUCAUUUCAGCUCUAGUGUCCAUUUCUAUCAAGCCAUCUUAUAUCAUUACUUUUCUCGUUGCUAAACAGACAAAUUUUUCUCAAAAUACCGAGAGGUCUAUAUGGGUUGAAUACCUCUACAUGGCUGCAUCUCGAACUCUUGGCUUUGGAUUAGCUGGACCACUUUUGAAAUUCUUGGUUGAGCCUGCAUCUAUGCUGUGGCCUCAACUCCUCGCUUCUACUACUAUCCUCAAUACACUUCAUGCCGAGGAAGAUGCAGGUGAGAAAAGCAUGUCACGGAUGCGAUGGUUCAUUAUAAUUGUUAUUUCUGCAUUCUUGUAUAAUUUUAUACCUGGGCUAUUCAUCAAGAGCCUCUCAUUUUUUUGUUGGCUCUGCUGGAUAAAGCCAAAAGAUCGGAUUUUGAAUAUUGUAACAGGUAUCAAUGGUAUGGGUCUCCUGUCUUUUUCGUUUGACUGGAGCGAAAUUGCAUUUUUUGGAUCACCUAUGGUUGCUCCCUGGUGGUCUGAAUGCAACUUUUUUGUUGGAUUUGUGAUCUUCGCAUGGCUGGUAAUGCCUUUGCUGUAUUUUACAAACACCUGGGACUCAGCUUAUUUUCCUUUUUCAGGACACAAUGCUUACGACAAGCAUGGAAAAAUAUAUCAAGAAAAAUUAGUUCUUGACGAGCCGUCCUACACUUUCAACCUUGAUAAGUUCAAAGGAUAUUCUCCGAUUUUCUUGUCAAUGGGAUUUAUUGUCUCUUACUUUGGUGGAUUUGCCUCUAUAACCUCCGUUCUGUGCAAUAUGUUUAUCAAUCAUUAUGACAAUGUUCUGGGUGCAUUGGGACUGAAAUCGCACGAAAAACCGGAUAUUCAUGCAAAACUCAUGCGCCGGUACCAAUCAGUUCCAUCGUGGUGGUUUUUUGCUACAUUUUUUAUCCCAUUCCUACUCAUUCUCGUUUCAGCUGACUAUUUCCACUUUACCGUCAAAGAUGUAUAUUUGAUUAUUGCCAUUUUGCUUUCCGUUUUGUACGCAUUGCCUAGUGGAUAUGUCUUUGCUAUGACAGGACAGAUGAUCGGGACCAAUAUUCUUGCUGACGUGGUGGGUGGAUACAUUUUACCUGGUUUACCGCAAGGCUUCCUCUUGUUCAAGUCUCUAGCAGUGCAAACGCUAGUUUCUUGUCUUGAGUUUACUGGCAACUUGAAAUUAGGCCAUUACAUGAAGAUUCCACCAAAAACCAUGUUUUUACUCCAGAUUGUAUGUACCAUCAUAACAGGAUGUGCAGAAUUGGCUUUGAAAGAAGUUUUGAUCACCAACGUGCCAGAUGCUUGUCACGACCACAGCUCUUCUGGUUUGACGUGCUGGUCACCAAAGGUUUACUUUUUAACAUCUUUGCUCUGGAGUGCAAUUGGUCCUGAUCACUUAUUUGCAUUCAAACCAUUCCGAUUUAUUCUAUGGGGUCUCUUGGCAGGAGCACUUUGUCCUUUGCUAACACUUCUUAUUCGUUGGCGGUUGAAAAAGCCGGGGCUCUCGUAUGUAUGCUGGCCUAUUAUUUUUUUCAGUGUUGGUUUAUUCCCUGUGACACACAGCGUCAACUUCACUAUGUGGUUCCUUGUUGCGUUUGUCUUCCAGUAUUACAUUCGAAAAUACUAUUUCAGCUGGUGGUCAAAGUUUAACUUCGUAACUGCCAACGCUCUUGAUUUUGGCACUGUUGUCUCUGCAUUGAUUAUAUUUGCUAUACAAUUGUCUAGUCAUUCGGACCCAGUCCUCAACUGGUCAGGAAACACUAUCAUCAAAACGACCUCAGAUGCGUAUCAACUUCCAAUACGUGAAGUACCAUCAGGUGGUCUGAAAAUGGAUGAAACAUGA